Molecule: messenger RNA, 1425 nt
Organism: Tinamus guttatus (white-throated tinamou)
Lineage: Eukaryota; Metazoa; Chordata; Aves; Tinamiformes; Tinamidae
Source: RefSeq, a predicted model, not a curated record
AUGUCCACUCGUGAGCCUGCUUUCCCCGUUAGCUGUCGAGCGCGCGCUGGACACGUUCACCACGCGCAUUCACACCCGUCUCUGAGCAGGAAGCAGUGGUCGGAAUCACCUGCAGGCGCAGACUUGCCGGCAGGCCCUGCGGAAGGUCUCCGAGAGGAAGGCGUAAAUGAUGAGAUUGAUGCAAGAGUUGCCGUAGGCCAAGCAACGAGAGAUGAUGCGGAAGGAAACAGGCGUACAGAAAUGAGGAGCAAUCUGUUUCAGCAGCUCCUGUGGCUGCUGGUGCUCCUCUCCGACGCUGUGCCAUUCAACGAUGAGAAGUUACUGAGAGAGAGAGCGAUCCAGCUGAUGCAAGAUACACGUUUAAUUGAUGGCCACAAUGACUUUGCGCUGCGGCUGAGAAUAUUUUACCAAAAUAGACUCAGUCAAGUCAAUUUACGGGAAGUCAACCAGACCCACACAAACCUUAGGAAGCUCCAGGCGGGCUUUGUGGGAGCUCAGUUUUGGUCAGUGUAUGUUCUUUGCAGCGCUCAGAACAAGGAUGCUGUACGCCUGACCUUAGAGCAAAUUGAUGUUGUCAAAAGGAUGUGCAACAGCUAUGAAGAACUUGAGCUUGUGACGACUUCCCAAGGCAUCUCGGACAGUACGAAGAUUGCCUGCUUGAUAGGAAUAGAAGGUGGCCACUCCAUUGACAGCAGCCUGGCCACGCUGCGGAUGUACUAUGAGCUGGGCGCUCGCUACCUGACUUUAACCCAUUCCUGCAAUACGCCGUGGUCUGAAUCAUCGUCUAAGGGAAUACAUAGGUUUUAUCCUAAUGUUGAUGGUCUCACUGAGUUUGGCCAAGUAAGAACUUCUUUUAUGGAACUGGAGCCUAAUCCACACAAGAUGCUUGUGAGGUUUGCAGAAAGCCUGAGUGGCUGUUCACUGUCUGUCUGUCUCUUUCAGAAAAGCAACAAGGGGAUUAUCAUGGUGACUUUCAAUGCAGAUGUACUGGCCUGUGGCAGAAAAGCUGUUACUGUUUCUACCCUGGCAGAUCAUUUUGACCAUAUAAAGAAAAUUGCAGGCUUUGAAUCAAUAGGAAUUGGUGGAGACUAUGAUGGAGUAGAACAUUUCCCUGAGGGACUGGAAGAUGUUUCUAAAUACCCAUCUUUGAUUGGGGAACUUCUUAGAAGAGGAUGGAAUGAAACAGAACUGAAAGGGGUCUUACGGGAGAACUUCCUCCGUGUCUUUAGGGAAGCAGAAAAGGUGCGGGACAGAGCACUAAUGGAUGUGGGUGAGAAAGAAAUCCCCCCAAAAGAAGUGCAAAAUUCCUGUCGCCUAGACCUAAGUAAUUAUCAACUUGCAUCCUUUGGAUUUCCUUCUGUGGCACGAUCUUUCAGUCUAACACUUGUAAUUGUAGUAUAUGUAAUAUUGUGUUAUACAUCAUAA